This is a messenger RNA of Staurois parvus, 2416 nucleotides long. The record is from the annotation of a GenBank genome assembly. Lineage: Eukaryota; Metazoa; Chordata; Amphibia; Anura; Ranidae.
AUGUAUGAAGAACAUUAAUCUGAUCAUUUUCAGGAUCAGUUCGGAGCGGCGGAAGGAGAAAUCUCGGGAUGCUGCAAGGUGUCGAAGGAGUAAAGAAUCGGAGGUCUUUUAUGAACUGUCCCACCAGCUGCCUCUGCCUCACAAUGUCAGCUCUCAUCUUGAUAAAGCCUCCAUAAUGAGACUCACCAUUAGUUACCUGCGUAUAAGAAGGCUCCUCGAUGCCGGUGACAUGGCUGGAGAGUCUGAAAUGGAGAAACAGCUAAACUGCUUUUAUCUGAAAGCCUUGGAGGGAUUUGUUUUGGUCCUGACUGAGGAAGGGGAUAUGAUCUACCUGUCUGAAAAUGUCAACAAGUGCAUGGGACUCACACAGUUUGAGCUGACUGGGCACAGUGUGUUUGACUUCACCCAUCCCUGUGAUCAUGAAGAGUUGAGGGAGAUGCUGACAUUUAGAAAUGGACCAGCAAAGAAAGGUAAAGAGCAAAUCACAGAGCGCAGCUUCUUCCUGCGUAUGAAGUGCACACUGACAAGCCGGGGGAGAACUGUGAAUAUCAAGUCUGCCACGUGGAAGGUUCUUCACUGCACGGGGCACAUGCGUGUGUAUGACAGCUGCAACAGCCAGAACAAUUGUGGAUAUAAGAAACCACCCAUGACCUGUAUGGUGCUGAUCUGCGAACCCAUCCCCCACCCAUCAAAUAUUGAAUUUCCAUUGGACAGUAAAACCUUCCUGAGCCGCCACAGCCUUGACAUGAAGUUUUCUUAUUGUGAUGAAAGAGUUACAGAGCUAGUGGGAUAUGAGCCAGAUGAACUUCUGGGGCAGUCAGUGUAUGACUAUUAUCACGCCCUGGACUCUGACCAUCUGACCAAAGCACACCAUGACAUGUUCACAAAAGGGCAGGUGACAACAGGACAGUACAGAAUGCUGGCCAAGAAAGGUGGCUAUGUGUGGGUGGAGACACAAGCAACAGUUAUAUAUAACACAAAGAACUCUCAGCCCCAGUGUAUCGUGUGCGUGAACUAUGUCCUCAGUGACAUUGUGGAGAAAGAGCUGAUCUUGUCCCUUGGCCAGACAGAGUCCACGCUGGAGUCUGUGGAGUCUGCUGAGGUGAAGAUGCCACCGAUCUUCACUAAACUGGAUGAGGAGGAAGACACAGAAAGCCUGUUUGAUAAACUGAAAAAGGAGCCUGAGUCACUUACUGUUCUUGCACCUGAUGCUGGAGAUGAGAUCAUUGCCUUGGACUUCAGUUCUAGUGUAGAUUCGGAGCCCCAGUAUAACGAUGCCCCAUUGUAUAAUGACGUUAUGCUACACUCAACAAGUAAGCCUCCUGAAAACAUCCUGGUGUCUCCGCUUCCAGCGCCAGAAAAGCCCAAGCCUCUGCGUAGCAAUGCCGACCCUGCGCUGAACAGAGAGGUGGUGAUCAAGAUGGAGUCUAGCGCAGAACAGCUGGAGCUGGCUUUUACCAUUCCACAGCUCUCCAAGCCAUCUAGUCCAUCAGAAAUCAGCAGCGACCAGAGUUCCACAGAGCCUGGCACUCCUGCAGAAUAUCGUUUUGAUGAAGAUAUGGACAUUUCCCGGGAGUUUAAGAUGGACUUGGUAGAGAAACUUUUUGCCAUUGACACAGAAACAAAGACUCCAUUCUCUACACAGGAAACAGACUUGGACCUGGAAAUGUUGGCUCCAUAUAUCCCAAUGGACGAUGACUUCCAGCUAAGAAGCUUUGAUCAGCUUUCUUCCCUGGAGACUGAUUCCAGUCAUCCGCAGUCCCUGGGAAGCAUGACCAGUCUCUUUCAGCCCUCUACUGCUUCACCCACCACCGAUCUGAAACCAAUCACCACAGAAGCCAUGAGCGAUCCAAAAACCAUCAUUGUGCACCCACCUACACCAGCCAUUAAAGAGGUGCUAAGCACCCCUGCUUCUCCAUAUAAUGGAAACCGAAGUCGCACAAGUUCUCCUGUGAGAACAGACAAAGCAGCUGAAAAGGACAGAUCCCGCCCUGGAACUCCCAAUAUAACAAGUUCACUAAAUAAAAGAUCUGCAGUCCUGGACGAUGAAUUGAGCCCAAAGAUGAUCGCUUUACAUAAUGUCCAGAGAAAACGCAAAAUUGAAAGCGAUGGCCCUUUGUUUCAAGCAGUGGGACUAGGAACGAUAUUUCAAACGAAUGUUGAUCCAGGUCCAAACUCUCCUUUGUUAUGGAAAUGUGUCAAAGUGUCAGACUCUGAUAAACCAACUGGACCUGAACAAAGAACAAUACUCUUAUUGUCUACAGACAUGGCCAGUCGAUUGCUUGGACAGUCGUUGGAUGGCACUGGGCUUCCUCAGCUAACCAGCUAUGACUGUGAAGUGAAUGCCCCCAUACAAGGAAACAGAAAUCUGCUGCAGGGCGAGGAAUUAUUAAGAGCCCUUGAUCAAGCUAACUGA